Molecule: messenger RNA, 1866 nt
Organism: Triticum aestivum (bread wheat)
Lineage: Eukaryota; Viridiplantae; Streptophyta; Magnoliopsida; Poales; Poaceae
Product: putative wall-associated receptor kinase-like 16
Exons: 4
Coding region: 268-1815 (515 amino acids)
Biological process (GO): cell surface receptor signaling pathway; protein phosphorylation
Cellular component (GO): plasma membrane
Molecular function (GO): ATP binding; protein serine/threonine kinase activity
Source: RefSeq, a predicted model, not a curated record
ACAGAAUCACCAUUGGGGUCACUACUACAGGAUUCCACAGGUUACGACAGCGGAGGUCUAUAUAUCAACUUCUCAAUUGUCAUCUCAACGAGUCCGGGUGCUGAAGUGUACAAUACAUCAUUAGUGACCCCCUCCAGCAAUUUCGUUUUCUCUGUCCCCCAACUGUGGAUCAUACUAUGCGACUUCUACACCUACGUGAUUGGAAAUUCAAAUAUAAAUCCGGACAUCCCGCUUUGCACUGUAUGCGAUGGAGAAUAUCGGGACACCAUGUACGGGAAGACAUGCUACGACAAUCUACGACUCAAUAUUGUUGCUACUGCCAUGCAGCUCAAGUUUGUCCCUGUCAAGGAGGUGCAGCGCCAAAUUGCAGAGUUCACAAGUGCGAUGUAUUGGAAUAUAAACGACCAAUGGACAUGCGUCGAUGCUUCCGCAGAUGAGGCCAACUUUGCCUGCGUAAGUGACCACAGCUCGUGCUUCGACACCACGUACUUGCCUGGUUAUUCAUGCGUUUGCGAUCAUGGGUACAUGGGCAACCCGUAUGUAGUUGGUGGCUGCUCACGUCACGGAUACAAUCCGUCGAGAAAGCAAAUUAUUCUAUCAGUUAUCGCUAUUGGACUUGGUGUUGGCUUUGGGCUUCUACUUCUUUGCUUAAGUGCAAUCUUUACCCUCCGUAGAUGGAGAAGAGACAGACAAAAGAAACUGAGAAGGAAGUAUUAUACAAAGAAUCAUGGCCUCCUUCUGGAACAAUUAAUAUUAUCAAGUGAAGCUGCUAGUGAAACGACAAGGAUUUUCUCGCUGGAGGAGUUAGAUCAGGCAACAAACAACUUUGAUCACACACGGAUCCUUGGCCGUGGAGGGCAUGGCAUGGUGUACAAAGGCAUCUUAUCUGAUCAACAUGUGGUGGCUAUAAAGAAAUCUAAUGCCAUUGAGCAAGUUGAGAUUGAGCAAUUCAUCAAUGAGGUUGUCAUCCUUUCACAGAUUAACCACAGAAAUAUCGUAAAGCUUUAUGGCUGCUGUCUUGAAACUGAGGUCCCACUGUUAGUGUAUGAUUUUGUUCCUAAUGGUUCCUUGUUUGAAAUCCUCCAUUCUGGUUCAAGCAACACUUUAUCUUUGUCCUGGGAUGCCUGCCUAAGAAUUGCUGCACAAGCUGCAGGAGCUCUCUGUUAUCUCCACUCAGCAGCUUCCAUAUCAGUCUUCCAUCGUGAUGUCAAGUCUUCCAAUAUACUCCUAGAUGCAAACUACACCGCAAAGGUUUCCGACUUUGGUGCAUCAAGACUGGUGCAUAUAGAUCAAACUCAUGUUACCACACGCGUACAAGGCACAUUUGGGUACUUGGAUCCCGGGUAUUUUCACACUUGGCAGCUAAAUGAAAAGAGCGAUGUGUACAGCUUCGGCGUCGUUCUUUUAGAACUACUUCUUAGAAGGAAACCCAUUUUUACUGGUGAGUCGGGCUCUCCUCAGAGUUUAUCUUGUUACUUUCUUGAGAAGAUGCAGCAGAGGCCAGCAAAAGAGAUAGUCGCUGCUCAAGUUCGUGAAGAAGCAACCGAGGAAGAAAUCAUCAAUGUUGCCUCCCUCGCUGAGAUGUGCUUACGGCUCCAGGGUGAAGAAAGGCCUACGAUGAAGGAAGUGGAAAUGUCUUUGCAGCUUCUGCAUACGAAAAGGUCGAUGUCAUCCCGUGUCACUCAAGAAAAUGGUCGACCUGAAGCUGGUGUUCCGUGUCACUCAGGUAUCGGAAUUGAUCCAGCUUCCGCAGACAGCCAACGAUGUUAUAGCUUGGAGCAAGAGUUCAUGUCAUUUGCUAGCAUACCACGUUAAAUGUGUUGAUCAACGUCUGGGUGCCGAUCGAUCUUCCUUCUUAUAAGUGGU